UGAACUACAAGAGUCUUUAAGUUUUAUAAAGCUUAAUAGAAAGUGAUGUAUCAGUGGUCAAGUCUAAAUAUAGCAUCCACAGUGCCUAUCUGGUGUCCACAGCUGUUUUCCCUCUCCCCCUUUUUGUUAUGAAGCAUGGCUAUAAGAGGGUGUGUGUGAGUGUGCAUAUGAGAACUGACAAUAGUAGUGAUACGGCACAGUUUGAUAGCAGCAGCAAAAGCCACAGCAGAGGGAGAAUGGUCAGCCAUAUGUUCUCUAACCUCCUACUACUCUGGUUACUCAGCCAUGACCUUCAUAUAACUGGACUCACAUAUGAUGCUUCAAAGGAGCAGUCCUGGAACAACCAGAACCUCUAUUCGAUCCCUGUGGGUUUGGAUGUAAGACUUAGAAGACUAGACCUGUCUAAUAACUUCAUCAGACAGUUGCACACACUUGUUUUGCCAUACUUGGAGCAGCUGGACCUGAGCACCAACCAGUUGGAUCUAAUCGCCGAGGGGGCUUUUGAAAACCUGGCUCGACUUGAAGAGUUGAAUUUGUCCAGAAAUGCUCUGAACAACAACCUUGGCAAUAACACCAAAGCUCUCCAGUCCAUCAGUACGCUGAAGAGUUUGGACAUAUCAAUGAACAGUCUGAGUGAUGAUGCAGUGGAGCUAUACCUUCGCAACAAAUCCUCUCUUGCUCAGCUUAAGAUGAGUGGUAAUGCUUUAAGAAGACUCUCACACAGCCUAUUCAAUGAGAGUAAAGGCCUGAGGGCCAUUAAUAUUGAUGAUAAUCUGAUAUCAGUGAUAGAACAGGGGACAUUUGAACCGCUGAGUCAGUUAGAGAUUCUAAAUUUGGCUAAAAAUAACCUUGUAUAUAUCUGUGAUUUUAAAUUACACAAACUUAAGUAUUUGAAUCUCAGCAGAAACUCAGUAGAGUUCUUUAUUACUCAGGAGGAUGACCAGUUGUACAGGCUUGAAAUUCUGGAUUUGAGUUUCAACAAACUCCUUUAUUUCCCAAUUGUUCCAAAGAUGAACCAUUUGAGGUAUCUUUAUUUACAGAAUAACAUGAUUGGUACCUUAAAUUCAGAGGAUAUAAUGAUAUCAGAGACUAAUUCUCUUUACAACGAGAUUAUAAAUGAGAAAAUAGAUCAAAAAAAUAUCCUACAUUCAAACUGGAGGCUAAUGCCGCUGAUUUAUAUUGACCUCAGCUAUAACCACUUUAGAUCAUUCCCAGGGGAGACUUUAAGCCUUCUCUCAUCUUUAGAAACCAUGAAUUUCAGUUACAACUGUCUGCAAAACAUCACCUGGACUAUCAGAAAUUACAGUGAUUCAGGAUACCGUCCGCAGCUCUUCUUUCCCUCCUUAAAGCACCUCGACUUGCAAAGCAAUGGACUUGUAUAUAUUUCCCUGCACUUUCUCGGUGCACUCUCACAAAUAGAAACAUUAAAUUUACAAGACAAUUCAGUGCAACCCUGUGCCUCCGUGGAGCUUUUUAGAAGCUCUUAUUCAACACAGCAAAUAAAUUUCAACACAUCCUGUGUUGCCUUUGGGCAAUUAAGAACUCUUAAACACCUCAAUCUUAAAGAAAACAACAUAAAAAUGCUUCGCCCAAAUACAUUUCAGGGAACCUCUUUGGUUUCCUUGAAUCUUGCAAGAAAUUCACAUAUGGUAAUGCACGAGGAUGCACUAGAAGGUGUACAAACUACUCUUCAGUCCUUGAUUAUCAGUGAAAGAAACAUGACUAGCUCUGAUCUGUCUUUGCCCUGUUUGCCAGUGUUAACUGAGCUGAAGCUAUCAAAUAACAGUCUAGAUGUUAUACCCAGCAGUUUAAGCUGCUCUCCUCUAAGAGAAAUCGACAUAAGAAAUAAUGUUUUCAUGACUUUAAACCAUUCCUUGAUUCAUGAUUUAUCUGUACACCUCAAUGUUAUGUAUAUUAGUGGGAAUCAUUUUAAUUGUUGUGACAGUAAAUGGCUGACAAUCCUGAAUGAGUUCAGGAUUAAACUGCCUGACAUCAAUAACACUGAAUGCUUUACAAGUGUUAGCAAUGUUGUAAUGGCAGAGUAUCUGAAAAACCCUUGGUUGUAUUGUUUGAUACAUACAAACACUCAGGAAAUUCACUUUGGACAAAUGUUCAUUGCUGUUUUAUUUGCUUUUGUUAUAUUAACAAUUUUCAUCUUAUUUACCAGGAAAUUUUGUUGCACACAGAGAUCAUUUAUAGUGUGAUGUCUAAAACUUGCUGUCAGUGGCUUGUUUUGUACAACGCUACAUGCUGUGUAUGCGUGUGGGUAACUUAAAAUAUACAGACCAAAUACAGGCAGUGAGAAACAGCAGAGCAAACUACAGCAACUCAAGCGUAAUUCCUGUGCUUUAUGUUACACGACCCAUUUAGAGAAGUGGGAGUGAUGGCUGCUUAGGCUUUAAAAAACUAAAGUAACAAACUUUCAAUUAAAAUUCACAGACUUUGCCAGUGGACACACAAAUCUAUUCUCUCUCUGUUAAAGUUGUCUGUUAUGACUGAGACUCCACACCACAUUACUGGCUAGUCUGUGGGACAUGCACAAUGCUGUGUGACCCAUUUUAAGAUGUUGCAAUUGGAAUGGCUUUAUCAUCACCCAAGCUGUUAGGUUAGUGUGUACCAAUUUGUGGAAAGCACUUUUAGCCCAGUCUUCAUUUUGAAAUGUUUGUUGGCAACUAAAAGUUUAACUCUAUAGCUCAAAUUUCUCUGACAACCAUGAAGCCUCAUCCAACAUUCCCACAAUCAGAACUGACAUUCUUAAAAAUUCAAUACAACACCAGUGAGAAACCUUGUAGGAGUUUUCUUAUGUAUAUGUAUAUAUUUUUAAAUAAAUAUAGCUUCUGUCACAGUGUGUAUAUACAAGAUCCAUUUGACUAUAUUUGAAUUGUGUUUUGUAAUGUACAAUUAUGUGGCUCUGACCCUGGGACACUGUGUUGUAUAGUGGUAAGAGUGACACCAAAAAUGCUGUACAUAGUAAACACACUUUACCUA
Molecule: messenger RNA, 2988 nt
Organism: Monopterus albus (swamp eel)
Lineage: Eukaryota; Metazoa; Chordata; Actinopteri; Synbranchiformes; Synbranchidae
Product: leucine-rich repeat-containing protein 32-like
Exons: 2
Coding region: 129-2204 (691 amino acids)
Molecular function (GO): protein binding
Source: RefSeq, a predicted model, not a curated record